AUGCGGCUGUCCAAGUCGAGCUUUGUCACGGGCAGGAAGACACUCAAGGAAGAGCGGCCGCAGCAAUAUCUCUCUCCUGACGUCGACCUCACCAUCGGUCGCCACCCAGGCUCGGCCAACAAGCUCACGUUCAGCUCCCUCCACGUCCUUAAUUCCAAGGACAAGUCGUCAUCGUCCUCGGCUUCGAUCCAUUCCUCGGUAUCCCAACAGUCAAAUCAAGGGCCCCACCCAUUCAGCGCUAUGGUCUCCGCACCGUUGCCCGUGGUCAGCAACCGCAGGGAGGAGGAGGACGAGGACGAAUGCCCGGUCUGCCUCGAACCGCUUUCGUUCUCUUUCCGGUUACCGGGCGAGAAGCCGCACAUCGUACCAGAGUGCGGUCACGCUUUACACGAAGCUUGCUUCACGGCUGUCUAUGGCCCACCGCCGUCGAACCAACGCGGGGUACGCAAGACGAACCUGGGUGUCUGCGGUGUUUGCCGGCGGCCGAUGAAGGUUGGCGAUGGCGAUGGCGGGAAAUCGAACAAACUGGCAGCUUUGACCGGCAUGGGCGCACGGGACGGCCAGGACGGGAUGUACCCCGGACGGGAGACACCGUCUUUACGGGGUGGGCCGCACACUGUGCGGCCAAGGGCUCAGGUUGUGAAGCCGUACGACCCCACGGAGGAUGACGCUCUGGAUCAGCCUGGGACCGCCUCUCUCCGCAACGGAGUCGGCGCAGAAUAUGUCGUUGCGCCCUCGAUUCAGGUCAGGAGCGAAUUCAGUACCAUCACGCGCACACACGAGCCUGCGCAAGCCCUCACUUGCAUCGUCGUUCUCGAGCUUCCCUCGAAGCGACAGGGCCAGCCAGUACCCGGCCCGGUGAUGCCGGACCCGUACCCGCUCCGUGACAGCCAGAGCCCCGUCAGCAGCGCGUACCGACAGCAAGGCCAUAGCCCUGACGCUUCCGAUGGCACCGCGCGACACCGACAGCACAUGUCCCCCACCCAGUCCUCGGGCCCAUCCUCACUCCGCUCGCCUUCUUCAAUGCAUUCCCCCGAGCAGCAUUACGCCCAAUCGAUCGCUCAAACGAUCGAGCCGGAACAGGAGGAAGAGGACAAUCCGUUUGCGAGUGUCACUGAGGAUCUUCGGAACCGCAUCGUCGACUGGAAAGGGCAACAGCUUUCCGGUUUGGGCCCUCUGCGCCUCUUCGAUUUGCUCUCUGUCAGGCGAGACAAUAUCGUUCGCUCGUUCUACGUCUACUUGUUCAAGGAGGCUAUCAUCUGCGUAGCAGAAGAGAAGAAGCGGACUCUCGGCCGAUUGCUCGGCCAGGGCGCCGGUCCAGAAGGCUCAGCUCAGCCCAAGGGCAUGCUCCGUCUUCGUGGCCGCAUCUACGUUCGCCAUAUUCGACACGUAACCGAUACGAGCGUCUCUGGCGAACUCAGUCUUACGAUCGACAUGGAGGACGAGCGCCUAGAUAGCUUCAUCCUGAUCUUCAAGGAGCGCGCUUCGUUGGAGACAUGGCGGGCCGCCAUCUCGGCGCUCAUCACCUACACCCCCCGUGCACCGCCUGAACAGCCCGGCCUUGACAUCGAGGAGUUCGGCGCCCCGUCGGGCUCUAAGGCCGCAAGGGUGUUGUCGGGAGGGACGAUGAGUUCGGGCCAGAGCGACGCUGGACGCGACAGCCUGCUGCAAGGCCAGGGCAGCUCGCGUAGUACGCAGAGCAGCUAUACGACCAACACCAACAUGAGUGCCCACUACGGUCGUAACGGCCACAUGCAGAAGCUUGCCCCACUUGACGAGGAUGUCGCUAGCGUGAGAUCGGACCUUCACCAGCAGCACCACAACCAGCAGUCGUACGGGAUGGGAUACCAACCUCCACAGCAGCCGCUGUAUGCUCCUCACAUGAGUGCGGGACCGAGCAACGCGCUUGCGCCGUUGCCUCAUCCGCCCAUGGACCUCCUUCUCAUCAUCUCGCUCCCGAACAUACACGCAUCGCCUAGCACUGCCUCGCUCAAGCUGCGCGUUAUCAAGGCAACGCUCGACUUCGUCCUCGCCAGUCUUGGGCCACGUGAUCGUCUCAGUCUGGUCACUUUCGAAGUCGGCUUGGGUGGCCCUGUGCGCAAGACGCCGUUCUUGUCCGUGGGACGGACGCAGAGCCGAGCGCGGCUUGGGAAAUUCGUUGACGAGACUGGCGUGCGGGAAGACGAGCGUAGUACGGAGGACGAGUUCGCUGUCAAGGGUCCAAGAGACGAGAAGACGGAUGUCGUGACAGCCGUCAACCAUGCCCUCGAUGUUGUACUGCAGCGAAAGGCGCGCAACCCGGUGACGGGUAUGGUUCUCGUUAGCGACGCAGCAGACAGCACCCGACGUGCCCAGAUGGAUCUCGUCUUGGCCCGUGCAGAGGCAGCAAAUGUGCCUAUCCACUCGUUCGGAUAUGGCCGAAGUCACGACCCAGCGUCUCUAUGGCUCAUGAGCAACCAUACUAGCGGGACGUACACGUUCGUCAAGGACUGGUACGACUUGCGGGAUUGCCUUGCUGGGUGUGUGGGUGGCUUGAUGAGCAUCGGCACAACCGGCUUCAAGAUGCACAUGCGUAUCGUGGAUGGGAACAGAUUCCGCAUUCGCAAGGUUUCUGGUGGUCCGGGAUCAAUCGUGUCUUCCGAUGGGCGCAAUGUUGAUGUCGAUGUCGGGGAGCUGCGCUAUGGCGAGCGCAAGGAGAUGCUCGUUGAGCUCGAGCUGGACAACACCGAUGCGCCGCCUCCAUCGCAUAGGCACAACCACCACGAGAUGCAUUCGCCGAUCUCUCCCUCCUCCCGGGGCGGCCCGCGCGCGCUCAACGCUACGGACCGCUUCAACGCCGCCCUGGGCUUCGACGCGUUAGCGAUAGACGACGGCGCAGACCUGAUGGAUGGCAUGAUGGACCGGAUGAUUGACGAAGUGCCUGUCUUCGAAGUCGAUGGUUCCUUCUACGACCCGAACGCAGGCAAACACGUCUCGCGCCUCGCACACCCGGUACUGCUUACCGUCACCCUCCUGCCGGCCUCAUCUGCGACCCCAGCACGCCCGCCAGCGAACGCGAGCGACCCGGUGAUCGUGCGCAGGCGAAUGGAGCUCCUCGCCAGCGACAUGAUUACUCGCGCGCUAGUUCUCGUCAGCAGGAAGAACUAUCCUCAGGCCCAGAAGAUCAUGGGCGAGACACGGCGCAUCCUCGCUACUGUCCUUCAGACUAUCGGCGCCGGUUUGCCGCCAGGCAAUACGGGUGCUCCCCGCAACAGGCGCGAGGCGCUCACCCUCGGUGCUGUCCGGGUGCUCCAGGCCGUGCUCGCGGACAUGCAAGUCCUUUCGGAUGCCCUGGAGGAGAACGUCGAACUUUUCGCUCAUGAUGCUCGCAACUUCGGUGCGCAGCAAGCGAUGAUCCUCCGCGAUCAGAAGGCAUGGACGGGUCGCAGCGCUACUGAGCGCGUGUUCUGGACUGUAGAUGCUGCUAUCGACAUGGUCGGAAGGAGCACAGACUGGAUCGCGCGCGAGUAA
Peniophora sp. CBMAI 1063 is the source of this 3510-nucleotide messenger RNA. The record is from the annotation of a GenBank genome assembly. NCBI's taxonomy places the organism in Eukaryota, Fungi, Basidiomycota, Agaricomycetes, Russulales, Peniophoraceae.